Messenger RNA from Thamnophis sirtalis, 4268 nucleotides. RefSeq names its product MLLT10 histone lysine methyltransferase DOT1L cofactor (gene MLLT10). The record is from RefSeq and is a predicted model, not a curated record. Gene Ontology annotation, biological process: regulation of transcription by RNA polymerase II. Gene Ontology annotation, molecular function: histone binding; nucleosome binding. Gene Ontology annotation, cellular component: nucleus. NCBI's taxonomy places the organism in Eukaryota, Metazoa, Chordata, Lepidosauria, Squamata, Natricidae.
CUUGCUCUCUCUCUCCCUCCCUCUCCCUCUCCCUCUCUCGCUCGUUUUAUUGCCUCGCUUCGUGGACCGCAGGGUUUCUGCCGCGGCGCUGGCCCGUAACUUCAGACUCGUUCCUGUUGCCUGAGCUGAAAGACUGACGGAUAGUGGCCCGGCCGUGCCGGCGCACGAGAGGAACUUCAAAGAAGCUUCUUCAUCACUGUUUUUUCCCCCCUCGCCUCCCUGCCGCCAGCACCACUGGCGCUUCCAGCGGCCAUGGGUCCGACAUCCCUGUUAUGGAGGCGGUACUGGCGGCGGCGGUGGCUGAGUGACUGAAAACCGAGAGUGCUGUGGGGGAGAAGGCAGCGGAGGCCACGGGGGUCUCCCUGGCGGUGUGUGGUGUCGUGCUGACGGUGUUUUUAACCCUUAGAUGGUCUCUAGCGAGCCGUUGUUGCUGCCUGUGUCACUGGAGGGCGAGUUCUCCAAUAGCAUGAAGGAGAUGAUCGGCGGCUGCUGCGUGUGCUCCGACGAGAGGGGCUGGGCCGAGAACCCGCUGGUUUACUGCGACGGGCAUGGCUGCAAUGUCGCAGUGCAUCAAGCAUGCUACGGAAUUGUGCAAGUACCCACUGGACCCUGGUUUUGUAGAAAAUGUGAAUCUCAGGAAAGAGCAGCCAGAGUGAAAUGUGAGUUGUGCCCUCACAAAGAUGGUGCUUUAAAGAGGACUGAUGGUGGGGGUUGGGCUCAUGUGGUUUGUGCUCUGUACAUUCCCGAGGUGCAGUUUGCAAAUGUUUCUACAAUGGAACCUAUCGUGUUGCAGUCUGUUCCUCAUGAUCGUUAUAAUAAGACAUGUUAUAUAUGUGAAGAGCAAGGCAGAGAAAGCAAAGCAGCCUCAGGUGCUUGCAUGACCUGUAAUAAACAUGGAUGUCGCCAAGCUUUCCAUGUAACAUGUGCACAGUUUGCAGGACUUCUUUGUGAAGAAGAAGGUAACGGUGCAGACAAUGUCCAAUACUGUGGUUACUGUAAAUACCAUUUCAGUAAACUGAAAUAUAAAGAAAAGGAAAAGCAUAGACAAAAACAUAAGAAGCAAACAGAUUCUUCGCCAUCCUUGGUUCCUUCCCUUACUGUAACUACAGAGAAAACUUACACAAGCACUACCAACAGCUCUAUGACAGGGUCAUUGAAGAGACUGGAAGAUACCACAGCUCGUUUUACAAAUGCAAAUUUCCAGGAAGUCUCUGCACAUGCUUCAAGUGGCAAAGAUGUUUCAGAGGCCAGAGGUUCAGAGAGCAAAGGGAAGAAGUCAGGAGGUCAUAAUUCAGGUCAAAGGGGAAGAAAGCCUGGUGCUGCCAGGACUCCUGGAACUGCAGUAUCAGCAGCUUGUACUUUUCAACAAGGAAGUUUUUUGGGAACUCCAAACAGUACAAAGUCAUCCUCUGGAAGUUCUGUUCAAUCUCCCCAGGAUUUUUUGAGCUUUACAGACUCAGAUCUACGUAAUGACAGCUAUACUCAUUCUCAGCAAACUUUGUCAACCAAAGAUGUAUAUAAAGGAGAGAUUGGAAGUCAGGAAGGUGGUUUGAAUUGCUUUACUUCCUUAAUUAAUCUUCCUUCAACCUCAACUGUUUCCUCCCAGCCUACUAUUUUUGACAGUUCACCUGGAGAGUUAGGUAGUUCAAACCUUACACCAACAGGAUACAAACGUGCUCAGUCAUCUGGGAUAGAAGAUGAAACCAUAAAGGAAAAGAAACGAAAAGGAAAUAAACAAUGUAAGCAUGGGCCUGGUCGGCCCAAAGGAAAUAAAAGUCAAGAUAAUAUUUCUCACCUAUCAGUUUGUUCAGCCUCCCCAACAUCAUCUGUAGCAUCUGCUGCAGGAAGCGUAACGAGUUCUAAUCUGCAGAAAUCUCCAACAUUGCUCAGAAAUGGAAGUCUACAAAGUCUCAGUGUGGGUUCCUCUCCUAUUGGUUCAGGCAUUUAUAGCAGUAAUGAAGUAGCAGUAUCUUUUCCAAAUGUAGUCUCUGGCUCAGGAUCUAGCACUCCUGUUUCCAGCUCACAUUUACCUCAGCAGUCUUCUAGUCAUGUGCAGCAAGUGGGAACUUUGUCUUCUACACCUUCUGUAGCUACAGCUGUUGCUGCAACUCAAGCAUUACCUGGAUCUUCCCUUGGCCUUCCUCCCUCACAUGUCUAUGGCAAUAGGUUAAAUUCUAACUCGACAAUGGCAUCACAUACUACACAAGCUGAAAACAUUCAGUUAGAUCAAGAUCUUGGAGACAAUAGCCGGAGCCUGGUUGGAAGGGGAGGUUCACCCAAAGGAAGUAUUUCACCACGGUCUCCUGUAAGCAACUUACAGAUUCGUUAUGAUCAAUCUGGAAAUAGUAGCGUAGAACAUUUGCCUCCAACACCAUCUACUAUAGAACAACUUCUGGAGAGGCAAUGGAGUGAGGGACAACAGUUCUUACUGGAACAAGGAACUCCCAGUGACAUUUUAGGCAUGCUGAAAUCUUUACACCAGCUUCAAGUUGAAAAUCGCCACUUAGAAGAACAGAUUAAAAAUCUAACUGCUAAAAAGGAGCGCCUCCAGCUCUUAAAUGCCCAGCUUUCAGUUCCUUUCCCAACAAUAACAACCAAUCCAAGUCCUUCUCAUCAAAUGCCUACUUUUUCAGCACAGACUGCUGUUAGCUCUGAUUCUCUAAACAGCAGCAAAAGCCCUAACCUGGGAAGUAGUUUUCUACCUGACAACUCCCUUCCUGUAUUAAAUCAGGAAAUACAUUCCAGUGGACAAAGCACUAGCAGUUCCUCUGCUCUUUCCACUCCACCACCUGCUGGGCAAAGUCCAGCUCAGCAAGGCUCAGGAGUUGGAGGAGUUCAACAGGUCAAUGGUGUGACGGUGGGGGCACUUGCCAGUGGAAUGCAAACUGUAACAUCCAACAUUCCCACAGUGGGUGGAAUAAUUGGAACUCUGCCAGGUAACCAGCUGGCAAUCAAUGGAAUCGUUGGGUCUUUAAAUGGAGUAAUUCAGACUUCUGCUACAAUAUCACAAAAUCCUUCUCCUCUAGCUCACACAGCUGUGCCACCAAAUGCAGUGCAUCCUCUGCCAACCACCCUCAGUAACAGAACCUCUGGACUUGGAUUUCUCCCUGACCAGCAGAGACAACUGUUGCUGCAUCAACAACAACAGCAGUUUCACCACUUACUAAAUACUCAACAAUUCACAACAGAACAGCAUCAGGCUCUUCUGUAUCAACUAGUGCAACAACAUCAACCUGAAGUACAGCAACUACAGCUUUCAGGAGCCACACAGAUUCCCAUUAAUAACUUGCUGGCAGUCUCUCAGGCAUCUCCACUUCACACAGCUGCUACUAACCCAUUCCUUGCAGUUCAUGGGGAUAAUGCAGCUCCAAAAGUCUCUCGGCUUAGUGAUAAAAGUGGAUCCCUUGCGCCAGAAAAAAAUUAACACUUGGAAGUGUAUGUAAAAUCGCAAAAUCCUGCUGAUAGCACUUCAUCUGGCUGUGAGUUGCACUCUCUCUCUCUGCAGGUAUGACGAGACACAUCAAUGAGCUAACUGCACACUGGAAAAGUGAAUCUACCUGAAGAUGUUUAUUGUAAAAUUUGACCUUGUUGCUUUGUGUUGCACUGAAACUGAACUGUUUCCAUCAAAUUGCUUGGAAGCUUGGAUUUCAGAUUAGAGCACUGUUAGUUUAGUCAACUGAUUGGAAUUCAGUUGCUGACUUUACAUAAACUGCAGUGCUAAAAGUCAGAUGUUUAGUUACAUCAGUUCUUUGAAGAAAGCAAAGAAAAUAUGGUUUUUUUGCCAAUGACAUGGUGGUUUGUCAUCAGUGUUUUAGAAGCACCAUUUUUUCUUCAGAAAAGAACCAGGUUUUAAGUCAUUUAUUUUGUCUUACUAGUUUUUAAAAUGUUUUGCUAGAAUGAAAACAUUUAAGAAAUGACAAGUAAUAUUUAAUUUUGAGAUGGAUUUUUCAAGAUCACUGGAAAAGCAUCUGUUGAAAGUCAUAGAACUCUUACCAGAUGAGAAAGGUAACUCCUAUUCUGGUAGUAUUUAAUGUAACCCAAGUGCCUGUUGCUUCCCUCUGUUGGGUUAGGGAUGGCUUUAGACAGCUGGGCAUGCACUAAAAUGAGAUAAAAAAAGCCGCAAGUAUAUUCAACUUUGCACCAGCAGCCUUCCUUUCUGAUCUGCCUUUACUAGAAGUGUUCGUCACUAUCUAUAGUGACGCAGUGGUUAAAAGCAGCACUGCAGGCUACUGCUAGAUCAGCAGGUCAGCGGUUCAAAUCUCACCGGC